GAGGCCGCGGAUACCGCCCGCGACGAGCAGAGCCUCAACAGUGUCCACGACAGCGAUUCCGAGGCGCCCUUGUCGACCUUGCAGGGUGGCUGCUUCAAGGACGGGCACAAUGGCGCACCUGCGUCUUCGGGGGGGGCACCCGUCGACGAUGACAUCGCCGCCGCCGCCCCCCCGACGGCGGGAGCUGGUGAGGAGGAGUCGGCCGAUCCGCCAGCUGAGGGGCUGGGCGGAACGCAGCUCGGCGCCCGCUACGUGCCAGCCUGCCUGGGUGGGGAGCUGGCAGAGUCGCUCGAGCAGAUCGUGGGGGACGCCAUCGCCCCUCACUUGCCGAAUGCGGGCGACAGUGCUGGCAGCUGUGGCCUCCCAGAAGGUGGGCAUGGGCAGGCAGAGGCGGAGGAGUACGAGCGGCGGCGGAAGUCAGGAGGCCGGCAGCUGGAGUCGCAGCCGCAGGAGAUCAGUGACGAGGAGAUUCGCCAGAUGGAGCAGAAGGCAGAAGAGGAGAUGAAGCGCAUGGAGGAGGAGCUUGCUGCAGACGAGGCAGACGCCAGGGAGGCAGAGGCAGCCGCCCUGCGCCUGGAGGAGGAGCAAGGCAGGAAGGCGGCGGCGGCCAAGAGGAUUGAGGAGGAGAACAGCCGCUGGCUGCAGGAUCGGCAUAAGGAGUGGAUGCAGGAGCGUCAGGCGCGCAUGGACGCGAGCAUCGCGACUGCUGAGGCGGCCCUCGGGGUGGAGGGUGGCGGCGACCUUGACGUCCGCAUGCAGGAGCAGGCGGAGCUGGCCAGGCAGCAGCACCUGAAGGACGAGCAGGAAAAGCUGGAGCGCGAGAGGAACGAGCAGCUCCAGAAGAAGCGUGAGGAGGUGGUGAAACGCAUGGAGGACAUGAAGCGGAAGAAAGAGGAGGCGCAGCACAACGCUGCAAAGAGGAGGAAGCUGGCGGAAGAGAGGAUACAGGCGGCGCAGGCGAACCUCACCGCAACGCAGAAGGUGAUUGAGGCGAGCCAGAAGCUGGUCGAGGACGGAGCCGUCGACGCAGCAGGUGGCAGCGCCCCCGAGACCGACGAUGUCACACGGGUGGUGCGCAGGGAGCUCGAUCGCAGCAGGAGCCGCAGCCCUCACCCGCUGGACAUCACACCCCAACUAGGCUCGAAGGGUGGCAGGGACGUCGACGGCAGCGCUGGCAAAGGAGAGCUGACAGCCGCGCCGCCGCCGAAGACAAAGCAGGAACUCCUGGCCGAGAUCGAGAAUGAGGCGGACCUCAUCACCAGGGACAUCGCGUCAGGUCACAAUGCCGACGAAAUGACGAUGGAGUUUGCUGCCCAGCGCCUCGUCAAAAUUUUCAACUCCGACGCGCUGAAGAGGAUCCAGGAGCUGCGGGCGAAAGACCCUCUAUGGGCGGAGGAGGAGCGCAGGAGGACGGGCCAGACGGACAAGACGAUGGACGACGAGUUCACGGAGUUCUGGGAGACCAUGCAAGGCAAGGACUUCUACUUCGACCUGGACGAGUCCAUUUCGAAUCCAGCGGCAGCGAAGUGGAGGAGGGCGAAGCAGGCCGACCAGAAGCUCGCCGACGACUACAAGGAGGCGAAGGGGUGGCCUGCAAAGGCCAAGUUUAGGAGAGACUGGAUGGAGGGUCAGUUCACACUAUGGGCGGCAGAAACGAAGUACAAGAGGGGCGAGAUCAACGAGAAGGCGGAGAGCAAGGACGGCCAGUACAUCCCGCUGGCCAGGAUCGCAGUGGAGUAUGGCGGUGGGUUGACAGGCCUCCGCGCGGCAAUCAACUGGUGCCAGAGUUGCAUAUUGCUGGGCGGCGAGCACGUCGAAUACUGCCCGAGGGCCAAGCAUCUCAACUACCUGCACGUGGUCCACAAGCUCACGGACACCUACAAGAAGACGAUGGAGAA
Messenger RNA from Prorocentrum cordatum, 1898 nucleotides. Lineage: Eukaryota; Dinophyceae; Prorocentrales; Prorocentraceae. The record is from the annotation of a GenBank genome assembly.